CUCGCUUUCCCGCUUUAGUCUAGUAACACCAUUCAAGGAUCCAAGGCUCACUGCCCCAGCCCUACCUAUGUAUGUACACGAUGCAAAAUGGUACAUUCUGGGCUACGCUGAUGAUCCCUCACCAAUCAGAAUCAGCUCAAAGGAAAGGCUUGCUUUUCGCUCAUCGUCAGUUCGUGUCUUCUCUACAAGUAGGCGCACAAUAGUCACAACACCGGUGAAGCUCGUCGAAGGCUGAAUCCUUGAUGCACGGGUUUCGAAGCCACUAAUAUUGAAACACCAAGAUGAGCGCUCGCAUUCCUCGCAUUCCAAAUCUUUCACCCACCGAGAGAGUGGAAAACACAGAUAAUAGUUAAAUGCCAUGGCAUACCAUUCAGAAAACAAGCGAGGUAGAAUGUACCAGUCUCUUAUAGAUGUAUGCGGCUUUUUUUCUAUUGAUGCAUCAACGGCUGACCGAUGCCUGAAUGUAGCGGGGCGCAUGUUCUCGUAUUCAGAUAGAGCUUUCGUGUAAGACAGCACAUAAAUAAACAGCAGCGGAACGUACAUACUCGUGCAUGUUUGAUUGCGUUUUCGUCUAGAUCACAGCUUGCUUGUGUUGGUUGUUGAAUGGGAUUUUGUAUCUACAAGUGAAUUUCAUCUUCGAUUUAGCAGGAAUAUUGAAGAUCAACAUGGCCAUGGGAAAAUACUCGCCGGGUUCGAUUUGGUUUUACGCGCCUAACAAAGUUGCACCCAUCGUCUUCAUCGUCUUAUUCUUCAUCUCAGGCAUCCUUCACGCCUGGCAGACGAUCAAGCAUAAAUCAUGGCGAACAACAAUUCUCCUCCCAUGGGCAGCGGCCUUGAUGAUAGCCGGCUUCGUGAUGCGGGAACUGGGCGCCCACCAGACAGACAACCUCGGAUACCUAGUCGCGUCGACGGUGCUGAUCAUGAGCGGUCCGCCCGUGUACGCCCUCAUCAACUACUUCGUCCUCUCUCGGGUGCUAUAUUACAUACCAUACCUUGCACCGCUCCAUCCGGGUCGAGUGGCGACCACAUUUGUGGGGCUCGACGCUGUAUGCGAGAUUCUCAUCGGACAAGGGGCGUGGCGCAUGGUGAACUCCUCCAUGACAGAGAAGCAGCGGCAGCUAGGAGCGAAUCUGGUGACAGCCUCUCUGUCGCUUCAAGUUGUACUUUUUGGGUCAUUUGGGCUGCUAGCAGCGCAGUUCCACCGCCGUGCUCGCCAUCGCGGGGUCUUGUCUCGAGAUUUACGCACUGUGCUUGUCGUGCUGUACAUCUCGGCGUCGAUUGUGACGAUCCGCUGCAUCUACCGGUUGGUCGAGUAUAUUCAAGGCUGGAAUUCGACCAUCUACAAGAAUGAAGUGUUCUUUUGGAUUUUCGAGGCCGUCAUCAUGUUGCUGAAUACUUGCCUCCUCAACCUGUUCCAUCCGGGUAAACGCUUGCCACGGUCCAACUCGGUGUUCCUGGACCGCGACGGCGUCACAGAACGCCGUGGACCUGGAUGGGCCGACGAUCGGCCGUGGAUUGUUACGGUUUUUGAUCCAUUCGACGUAUGGGGGAUUGUCACAGGCAAGGAUAAAGAGACCCAAUUUUGGGACAUGAGCGACGAAGAACUGGCCAGAAUGAGGGAAGAAAAGAAACAAAACAAGAGAGGGGUGCUUGCUGGACUGUUUGAUCCCUUCCGUCUAUGCGGAUCACGGGGGUAUGUAGGUAGACAUUUUGCAGGAGCACACGAGACAAAGUAA
Messenger RNA from Periconia digitata, 1736 nucleotides. The record is from the annotation of a GenBank genome assembly. Lineage: Eukaryota; Fungi; Ascomycota; Dothideomycetes; Pleosporales; Periconiaceae.